UAUGCAUUCCUCAGCUACGACACACAUUGCGCAUGCGUUACAAGGACAGGUAUUCAAAUGUCGGUUGGGUUGGCGUGAACAGCUCCAACAUGUGGUAUCAGGUGCUAGUGGUGUCUGCAGUGACGUUAACCUGUGUUCACUCUCAGACCCCUGUCCCAUCAGGCAAUGACCCCAAUAAUAUCGCUAAUAUAUUGAAAAGUGCAAUGCUCAGGAGGCCACCAACAUAUUUUGUGGUCUCCCCUCGCCAAGUCCGUCCUGGUCAGAAUGUCCAGGUCAGUGCCACUGCCCUUAGACUGGACUAUGGUGACCUCAACAUUCGUGUCUCUAUACGACGAGAGCUAGAGGAAGUGGCCUACGCUUCAGAAACUUUUGAUAGAGUAGAUACAAGAAUAAUGCAGAUGUUGGUUCCCACAAAUGCUGUGCCUGGCAAUUACACCAUGAGAGUGGAGGGGACAGUGGCUGGGGGAGCAGGGGGAUUUCUCUUUGAGAAUGAAACUGAAAUCCUCUUUGAUCCUAAACAGUUGUCUAUUUUCAUCCAAACCAACAGACCCGUAUAUUUCCAGACACAGACAGUUCGAUUUCGUGUCAUUCCUGUUGGAGCAGAUUUGAAAUCUGCAUCUGCAACUGUAGACAUUUAUGUAGUGGAUUCCACUGGAACAGUUGUACGCAGGUGGUUGUCCCAGCAACCAAGAGCAGGAAUAUUGAGUAUGGAAUUUGAACUCUCCGAUCAGCCUCAUUUUGGGACAUGGACAAUACGAGUACAUGCAUAUGGACAUGACUAUGAGAAACAGAUAGAGGUGGAAGAAAACUACCGUGUGGACUCUAGGGUAUAUGUCGAUGUGAUGAUGCCGCCAUACAUCUUUGAGAACAGUUUUGGACUAGCUGGAAUUGUGUCUGCAAAUCAUUCCAGUGGAGUGGCCGUGAAGGGCCAUGGGGUGAUCAGAUUACAGGUCAGAAACCCGUACAGAGAGGAUGAUUUCAGCAACAUCCCCACUAUUGAGAGGACCAUGAAAUAUUUUGAUGGGUCUUCGAGUUUCCUCUUCACCAUGUAUGAAAUCGAGCAGAUCACAGCAGCCACAUCAGCAACAGGUGGCCUCACUGAUAAAGAACUGGUUGUUGAAGCCAUCAUAACAGACUGGUUCUACGAAGAGAACUACACCCUCUCGGCCACUGCCACCGUGGUGGAGGACACAGUCAGACUACAGUGGAUUGGGGACAGGACGAGAACCUUUAAACCUGAGAUGAAUUUCACUGUACAUGUUGCAGCCAUGAAGUAUGACGGUACACCUAUCACGACACCAGGUCGAAGAAAUGUCACAUUUGAGAUGAAGACCCAGGCCAUGGGGGCCUACUCCCUCCCUGAUCGUAAAGAAACACUUCAAGUGCCAGAUAAUGGCAUUGUAAGCUUUGAGAUACACCCCCAUGUGGAUGCGGAACUGAUUACAUUAUUUGCCGAGUAUGAGGAUGAUGACCGCACUAGGAUAGAACUGAAUGCCUUCAGAACAUACUCCCCCAUGUGGAAAUAUCUCAAGAUUGUUGCUCAAACUGUCGAUCCCAAGGUCAACGAGUACAUGAUCUUCAAGGUGUCCACCAAUGCCUGGGUUGACAAGAUUUACUAUCAGAUUGUUGCUCAAGGCAAUAUCAUUGUAGCUGAUGAACUGCCCAUGAUGGCACGACAGAAGACAUUCUCCGUGGCCCUGUCACAGAACAUGGCUCCCAACGCCCGUAUUGUGGCCUACUAUAUCAGGACAGACGGAGAGGUGGUGGCUGACAGCUUGAACUUCCACGUCAAUGGAUCUUGGCAGGAUAAUGUAAAACUAAGAUUCUACCAAGGCAAGGAUUUCAGUCUGGACAAGGUAGAGGUACAAGCCACAGGGGAGGCUGGUUCCAUUAUGGCCUUCUCUGCAGUACCAUAUAGAAUUGACCGUCUGGGAGGAGGAAAUGACAUCAAUGAGGACCUGAUGUUGAAUGAAAUGUACAGCUACGACACCUUUGCUAACAGCAGUUUCAAGCAAACCUGGAAUAUCGGCAGCUUUAGGACACGCUCCAACUACUUUGCCUCCCCAACCUACGCUGUGGACGCCAACACAACAUUUACUUUUGCUGGUCUGGUUGUCUUCACAGAUGCUAACGUGACAACUGUGCCAAACCAGUGUAAUGUCACCCAGGGCACCUUGCCCUGCUUUGACGGCACCUGCUACACCAUAGAUCAGAGGUGCAACAAGGUCAAGGACUGCAGGGCUAACGAGGAUGAAAUGAAUUGUGAGUACGACUGGGAACAGCCUGGCCAACCUCUCAGGUAUAACACCUCAGCUCUGGACAAGAUUGGCCGCAAUGACCGCUACUAUGAAGACGACUCCUGGCUUUGGUUAGAGUACUUUACCAAACCAGAUGGUAAAGUCCAGUUGAAGGUGGAGCCCCCAGACCAGCCUGUGAAGUGGAUUGUCAGUGCCUUCUCCAUCACUAAGGAGGGCUACCUGGGAAUCAUGCCUGUCCCUAUAGAGUAUGUGGCAACUCGUCAUUUCUACAUCACUGUGGAAACGCCUCCAUACAAGUUGGUCCGAGGAGAACAAGUUGGUAUCCGUGUGGCCGUGUUCAACUACUACACAGACUAUUUGGAGGUAUUGGUGACACUUAAGGGAUCUGAUGACAUUAGGUUUGUCAAUGUAGAGAAGAUGGGCCGUGUAUCGUCCUACAAUCCCAGGCUGUCCUCAGGAGAUGUUCAGGCUUUUGUAUAUUUGUACCCAGGCCAGAAUGAGUAUAUCUUCUUCCCUGUUCUACCUCUCAACAUGGGGCAGACGGAUGUUACGUUCACAGCGGAGUGUGUCCUAGGACGUGACACGGAGACGGUCACACUGGACGUAGAGAUGGAUGGUGUGACCAAGUACUGGCAUGCCCCGUACUUUGUAGAUCUGUCCAACCAGGCUGCUGUCAGUGUGCCUGAUUUCCAGAUCCCCGUGCCGCAGGUGUUCUCUCCUCCAGAGGUCCGCUACCAUCUUUACGUACCAGGCUCUGCCAAGGCCACGCUCAGUGUUAUAGGUGAUAUUGUUGGUCCAGCCUUCUUUCAGAAAGGCCUGGACAGCAUGAACCUCCUCAGACUUCCCUAUGGAGCCUCAGAGAUGAACACGUUUAACUUUGCCUACAACCUGUACACCCUGAAGUUCCUGAAGAUCACGAGUCAGCUCAAGGAUGAUGUCAUGUUAGAUGCACUGGCCUACAUGAACUUGGCUCUCCAGCGCCAGAUGAGCUACUAUGACACAGAUAACGGCACAUUCUGGAUGUUCAGGGACCAGCAGGAAAGGCUGGGUGGAUACUAUGAGCCCAGCUUGUGGGCCACAGCAUUUGCCCUGCAGACCUUAGGAGCCGCCAAUGACGCUGAGUGGGAGAACUUCCUGUACAUCCCGUCUGAACUCCUCAGUAAGAUCGCCCUGUGGGUGUGCGAGCAGCAGAAUAAGACCACCGGCGCCUUCAACCAGACCAGCAAGUUUGUCUAUGAUUGGACCAUGAAGAGUAAUAUUACAGAGGGACGAUCCUGGGACAACAUUCCAACAUUUUACCGCCAGAAUAUUUCAUUGACAGCUUAUGUUCUGGUAGCACUCACAGACCUGGCUUCCUUAGAUGGGGAGGCUAUGAACCAGGUGAGAGCUAGCAUUACGCUGGCCAGAACCUACCUUGAGAGCAAGAUCCAGGAACUGAACGAUACGUUCCAGAUAGCCCUUGUGACCUACGCCCUCACCAAGGCAAACAGUGUGAAGAAGAACGAUGCAUAUGGCCGACUAAGGGACCUGAAGAUUGAAGAUGAUUUCAUAUACUGGGCAGACCGUAAGAUAGAACGGAACCCAACAGGAAUAACCAAUGCCAUUCCAACACAGAAAUGGCGAGAGUGGCGGGAAGGAGAGGCAUAUGCUGUGGCAACUACAUCCUACGCCCUCCUUGUGUAUCUGCUUAAUAACGACUUGACCCAAACUAAGGCCAUCAUGACAUGGUUGCAGACAAUGAGAAAUCACAAUGGUGGUUUUGCCUCAACACAGGACUCCAUCAUAGCCCUCCAAGCCCUGACAGAGUACUCUAGAAGCGACUACAAUCGCGACCUGUACAAGAUGAGGAUCAGCGUGGAGGCGCCAGCCAGCCCCGGGUGGUCGCACACUUUUACGCUGAACCAGUCCAACUGGAUGGUGCUCCAGACUGUAGAGAUCCCUGAAGUCUGGGGCAGUGUGAGAGUCCAGGCCCAGGGGACAGGGUUUGCUCUCGUCCAACUGGACACACAGGUCAACGUUGAGCAGGACUUCCUCCUCAGGAAGCCACCAGUAAAUUCCUUUGACCUUUGGAUUAAGAAUCUGACCCUGACUGGACGUAACUUCUCAAUGAUGGUCAUGGAGGCUUGUGCCAAAUGGAAACGCUUGGACAUUGGUCCAUCUAGUGGUCUGGCAGUAAUGGAGAUUUCACUGCCCUCUGGCUACUUUGCCAUGAAUGACUAUAUGUUUGCCUACGGAGAGUCUGGCAGCGUUGACAACUUGAGGAGGGCCAUGUACAAUGACAAGAGAGUGUACUUCUACUUUGAUUAUAUUAACAGCACAGUGGAUACUUGUAUCAGGUUUGAGGCGCGGCGCUGGUGGCCAGUAGCCAAUGUUACUAUUAACCAUAUGAUGAGGGUGUAUGACUACUAUAGGCCAGACGAGGUGGUCAACAAGACCAUGUACUCCACCUACCCGCUAUUCCAGCUCCACAUCUGCCAGGUGUGUGGGUCAUUCCAGUGUCCAUACUGUCCAUUCUUUAAUACGGCCACUGCCCUGGUCAAGACCAGCAUGACCCUACUCCUGGGCUGUAUAUCCACAUAUAUUAUCACAUCCAAGUUCUUCCUAUUGAGGUCCUGAUCGCAGUGAGAGGACUGUUCUUUUGUAUAUAAUUUUUUUUUUUUUGGCGUUGUUGAGUUUUUAGUACAGGCUUGGAAAUUUUUAUACUGUGUGUUGCAAGCGAGCGAGCACACUUGUACAAAGAAUGGAACAUAGAUGAAUAGCUUUGUAGCAGCUGAACUUUUCAGGGAGACAGGGACUUGUGAUUCUACCAAUGAAAAUGAAAAUUUUAAUCCAAACAAAAUAUGUAAUUUUUUUUGACUUAUGAAUAUAUUUUCAUAUAUUGUUUGGACUAAAUGUUAAUUAUACUUAUUAGCCCUGACCAAGAUUAGACAAUGUGUAAUAUUUUAUGAAGCAUUUUGUAAACUUCACUGAGACCAGUGUAUGUGAUAUCCAGAGAUGAAAUUAUAUAUAGCUGUCCAUGCAUUUUUUGAGGUCCUUUGUAUGCAGGGACCAAUAUGUAGAAAGUACAACUGCCAUAACUUCAUUUGUUCUACAACAUUCCCAUUGAACAUGGUUGUGAGGACUGACAGACAAAAAAAGUGGAAUCUUGAUAAGAUUUACCUGUACAGGGAAUUAAAAUGAUGGUUUAUCAUAGUAGGUGCUUCUGUAGUUCAGAUACAUAAAAUUGAUGACAAAGGUGGAUUAAUUAGUGUGCCUAUGUGAAUUGAAUUGAAAUUACAAUUUAGGAAAGUUUAACCUGAUUAUUGUGGCCAUUUUGAUGUUUGAAAUAGUUAGGGAUAUGUGUCCCAUGUUGAGAAAUUAGUAAUUAAUAAUUUUUUUUUGUUUGUACAUAUUGUGAUUAAAAUAUAAGUCCAAGGAAUCACAGAGGUACUUGUUAAAGGAAAAUUAAAAGUUUAAUCUUAGUAUAUACAUCUACUGAAUUAAAAUUCUAGAAGAUAGAAAAUAAAGAUUGGGCACAAUUCUUCUGCAUUGAAAUGUGCAGAAAUUAGUGGGAACAAGAACACAAUUAAAUCUGUAGAUUUUUUUUUAUCCGAUCCUUAUUGAAAUAUGUAAAUAUUUUUUCCAUAUUUUCUGCAUCAAAUGCAGCAUUUACUAGCACCAGAUGUGAAAAAAUGUCCUUUGAGUGGAUUUGUACAAAUGAGUGUACAGCUUUUGUCUGCAUAUGAUAUCAAAGAGGAUUUUGAAUUGUUUUGAAUUGAUUUUUAGAGUACCGCUUAGGAAAAUGACUUUUUCUCAUGGAUAAUCAGUAAGUCAAGUUGCCUUUAAAGAGGCUUGUGUAGGAGAAGCAUUAUUCUUAUUAGAUCUUACAUUUGGAGCACCCUUUUUUCGUAAUACAGUGCAGACAUUUUACCUGAAUCUUUUCAACUUGGUCUUUUAUAAAAUUAUAUGAAAUCUGUGUUUUUACAAAUUAAUGAUGUUUCUUAAAGAGUGUGUGCUAAUGACACUGUCACAUAUUGUAUUAUAUAUAUAAAUAUACAUAUAUAUACAACUUAACUCAGUAGAUAUUUUCUACAAACUUUGUAGUUUUUAUACUUUUACGCUUUAACGGGAACAUUAGAAACUGUUAUUAUAGUGAUUCAAAGUUUUAUAUAGUUAUCACAUGUAGCCUAUAUCUCUGUCGUAGAUUUUAAAUCUUGUAAAGCAAUAAGUGACAUUUACACAAUUUUCCAAACUGCGUGGUAUAGGAGAGCCAUAUUAUAAAUGAGAUUCCUCAGUUGAACCCUUGCUAUAGUAUUUUGUAUCCAAGGCCAAUCGCGCAUUUAAACUCGACGUCGCAAGAAUUGUGGAACCAAAAUUUGCAUCAUAUGAAAAAAUUGGGACUUUAAAAAAAAUAUUCUGCAUACACAAAACGCUUUGCUUCUGUUCUGUUGACAGUCUGUUAAGAACGGAGCAGGCAAUGAUUAGGUUGUGAUAAUGUUACACUACAAUAUAUAAAGAUAACAUUCCAAGAAGCAAUCUCAUCUCCGUAAACAAGGACAAGAUGACUGCGUAAGCUCAGUUGGAACUGCUAGGUAUUCUGUAGUAUAGAGGAACAUAUUGUACAUACUAGUGUAUGCUUCUUUAGAACGGAUAAUAAAAUUAUAACAUUGAAGAAUUUA
Molecule: messenger RNA, 6916 nt
Organism: Lingula anatina
Lineage: Eukaryota; Metazoa; Brachiopoda; Lingulata; Lingulida; Lingulidae
Product: CD109 antigen
Cellular component (GO): extracellular region
Molecular function (GO): endopeptidase inhibitor activity; protein binding
Source: RefSeq, a predicted model, not a curated record